Messenger RNA from Pseudomassariella vexata, 297 nucleotides. Its product is annotated as putative ribosomal protein YmL44, mitochondrial. NCBI's taxonomy places the organism in Eukaryota, Fungi, Ascomycota, Sordariomycetes, Amphisphaeriales, Pseudomassariaceae. Gene Ontology annotation, cellular component: mitochondrial large ribosomal subunit. The record is from RefSeq and is a predicted model, not a curated record. Gene Ontology annotation, molecular function: structural constituent of ribosome. Bases 1 to 297 code for a protein of 98 amino acids. The transcript has 2 exons.
AUGAUCACGAGGUUCAUCACCGAGGUGAACGCCAAGUUCAACCCCUUCUCUGUGGCCUCGAGAUCCACCCGCUUAUUCCUCUCCUCGUUGCCGUCGGAUGCACGAAGCACCGGCAUGAAGAUCAACGCGAAGCUCCUGCCGCAGACAUCGAAAGAGACGGCCUCGCUGAUGGUUAAGUUCAAGGAUGGCAAGGAGAUGGAUUUGAACGGCGAGCAAUUGGGCAUCAAGGGCAUCAUCGAGGAGGUCGACCGCCAUUCUCGUGCACUACAAAAACAAGCAGACCUGACGGACGGUUAA